Messenger RNA from Phragmites australis (common reed), 1580 nucleotides. RefSeq lists its product as uncharacterized. The record is from RefSeq and is a predicted model, not a curated record. The transcript is spliced from 11 exons. NCBI's taxonomy places the organism in Eukaryota, Viridiplantae, Streptophyta, Magnoliopsida, Poales, Poaceae. The coding region runs from base 75 to 1502 and encodes 475 amino acids.
UAGGCAGCGAUAGGCGCCACAAAAAACUAUCUCCUCCUCCGCUCGGUCGCCUUCCUCCCUUUCCAUGGUAUACCAUGCUGCUGGCGGCGGCCACCGCUGCAGCCCCGGACCACCCGUGCUGUCCCGUCCCCUCCUCCCGCCGCCCCGCCCCGUCCCCUAGCAUCCUUCUUGCGAGAAGAGGCAGCAGCAGCUCAACCCUCUCGCUCCGGUGUCACGGUCUUCCAUGCCGUUGCCGUUGUCACUGCCACGCAUGGUGUUGCAAUGAGCGCGCGCGCCGGAGCAGCGUCAGCCGCGGCCGCCAUUGCCGGGCCGUCGCGUCGGCGCCGGACCACAUGGACGAGCUGCCGGCGAGGGGACGCUACCACCCGUUCGAGGAGAUCGCUGAGGCAGUGAAUCUGGACGACGGCGAGCCGUCCCACCUGACCGACGCCGAAUCCGCCCGGACAAUCGUCGAGGUGAACAGCAAGGCGACGGUGAUGAUCUCCACGCUCGUCGGCGACGGCAUCCAUGAGCGGAUCAUCCUGCCGGAGUUCCCCUACCUCACCGACGAGAACGGAGAUAUCUACUUCGAGGUCGACAACGACGACGCGCUGCUGGAGAGCAUCAUGGGCGAGGACAAGAUCGCGGUGACGACUCUGUUCUUCCCAUGUCCUCCCCUGAUUCUCUUCAUGAAUUUGUCAGUCUUCGCCGACUUGGAUCUUGCAGCGGCGUCCGCCACCGAUUUUGCGCAAGAAGAUGACGACGACGACGACGACGAUGGCUCGGACGAUGAGGAAAGCGACUUUGACGAUGACUUCAACGACGUGGAGGGUGUGUUUGCUGUCGAUGAGGACGACGACGACGGUGACGAUGAAGAAGAUGAUGAUCCACCAAGCUGGUCCAACCUUGAGACCGUGAAUUCUUGCCAUCCAUUGUACUUUGCAAGGAUGAUUGUGGAGACCGCAACCAAGUCUAACAUAGAUUGGUUGGACCGGCCACCUGCAAGCCUUGUUGUGGAGGGUCAGCUGAGACCUGCCUUUGCUGAAGAGAGCACCAUGGUUGCCAAACAUUUAUCAAGUGACGAGCUGCAGAAAGAUAAAAAGGAGAGUGGUGCCACAUUUUUCAAGGUUGAGGUCCUGAGCAUUGAGUUGAUCACGGCAUAUGGAACUGAGCCGAAGGUAAAGAUCAAAGAGUACCGCAAAGCUAGGCCGGACAUCAUUGCGCAUUCCGCACUGAACAUAAUAUCGCGCCUGAGAGCCGGUGGAGACAAGAUCGCACAGGCUCUGAAAUCACUCUGCUGGAGGUGCAAGGCCAUUCAAGUAGAGGAAGCGGCGGUGAUCGGAGUGGACUGCCUUGGCUUUGACUUGAGAGUGUGCUCAGGAACACAAGUGCAGACGUUGAGAUUUGCUUUCCCUGCAAAGGCCACUUCGGAGUUCGGCGCAGAGAAGCAAAUACACGAGCUUCUGUUUCCUAGGAAUACACUUCAAGAUGGGCAAUCACCACAAGCUAAACAGGAGUCUUGAUGUAAUUUGAUGUGAUAACUUUAUUCAUUUGGUAGGAAAUCGAUUUUAGAAAAAUAAAAUCUUAGCCAUGUUGACGAA